Molecule: messenger RNA, 2283 nt
Organism: Diospyros lotus (date-plum)
Lineage: Eukaryota; Viridiplantae; Streptophyta; Magnoliopsida; Ericales; Ebenaceae
Exons: 3
Coding region: 907-1998 (363 amino acids)
Source: RefSeq, a predicted model, not a curated record
CUUGUGGGGGCGGUUAUCCCCUGUUAGGAAGGAUGGUGGGUCUAACUGUGGAAAAGGCGAAACUUUAAGGCGUCUAUGUGCAAUUAAGAUUACGAUAUAAGUACAAUGGUGUAAGAAUCAAGAAGAGCAAGCAGUGUACGCUAACCGGUCGGUGUAUCUGGCUUCUUCUUUGGAUAUUUGGGAUUCAAGAAUCAACACCCCUGUGCCCUGCCCUCCUCGAAUUCUCAGACAAAUUCCAGCAUCUUGUGUUGAUGAAGCUUCACCUAUGUGACAAUUUUGAUUUGCAGAUGCAGAAAGGAGUUGCAUUUGUUCAAACCAACACAUUACUCCCAUAAGAUGAUCAAUUUGUUCAGAAUCCGUACUGCGGGUCUUUGAUAGAUCUAACCCAGUGAAGAUUUUGCUCAAGUCUUCAAUCCUGAUUUAUUUUUCAGAUGAUGUGUUUUUUCCCUGUCAUCUAUAUAUGUUCUUUACAGUGAAAAUUUAAAACUAUCAGAAUCUGGCGUUAUAAGGCUAUUGGAAGCUGAUAGUCUAUGGCUUCAGCAGAGGCAAGGGGAGCACGGGGCACUACUUGUAAGUUUGUCCAAGAAGAUGUGAGAAACGCUUCACGGUUAUCUUGCUGCUCGUCAUCCUUGUCAAAAUCAGAGUCUGAUGGCGGAACUGGUGAAGCAGUAAAUAAAUCAAAUCAUCCCAGUUCAGGUUGCGUGCCGAAGAUGUCGGUUAACUGGAAAUCCUCAGAUCCAAAUGUGCCUCCCGAGACAAAUCAGUGGCCACACUGGCAGGCCAACUGUGGACACGAGAAAGACUUUUCAUGUGAACGGUUAAGUUCCCUGGAGCUGGAACUUUUAAGUGCAAACUUUGUUGAUGAAAUUGUGAAGUUUGACAGGAAGAAAUUGCCCAUUAUGGAAGAUGGUAAUCAGGGCUAAUGUAAAAGAUAAUGAAGUUUCUUUUCUGGCCCAGCAAAGAAAGAAAUCUUCUUCUUACAUGAAAAAUGACCAGGAUCCUAAAAUUCAGGAAAUUGAAAGUUUAAUAAGCAAUAAUUUACCAAAAAAUAAGGACACGGGAGAGUUCUGGUAUGCGGAUGAUCAUUUGAUAGACUUGGGCUCUUUUAUUUUGGCCUCAGAAGAACCUGAGAAGUUUUGUUCUGAUUUGGAACCCCAUUGGAUUAAAGUUGAGAAGAGUGUACCUUGGUGGCGAGCAGCUGAUAAAGAUGAGUUGGCUUCCUUGGUUUCUUGUAAGUCAUUUGAGCAUGUUAUGAACAGUGACCUCCCACAACCCCAGACCGAGAACUUAGGUGGAAAAGGAUCUAUACAUCUGCAGUGGUUUGAGCAUAACAAGGCUGUUGAUUCAUCUUCAGACCAGAUGGUAGACAAACAAGUUCCUCAUAGGGCUAACAAUGCACAAGGAAGCCCCAGCUUAGGAAGCUUGGAUGGGCAGCAUGGACGACAGUGCUCUCCUGGUGAUGCAGGACGCCCACCACUUGGGUUGGACAGACCAUUCGGGUCAACCACACUCAGCAGCAUAGGUUCUAACACAACCAGUAUGGAUGAAGUAGAAACCCCACAAAGAGCUGUUGUUGAUCUCAGCAAGGCUCAGCUGCUAGAAGCACUCUGUCAUUCUCAAACACGAGCAAGGGAGGCUGAGAAGGCAGCGCAGAAAGCCUACGAUGAAAAGGAGCAUAUCACCAUGCUCUUUUUGAGACAAGCUUCAUUCCUCUUUGCAUAUAGGCAGUGGUUCCAAAUACUGCAGCUUGAAAACCUUUGCCUCCAGCUGAAGAGCAAGGACCAGGCAACUUCUAUCCAUUUCCCUGUUUUCUUACCAUGGAUCACUUCAAAAAACAGGAAAAUGAGGAAGGGUAAGCACAAGGUUACAAAGCGGAAGCUGCCUCCACCCGGGAAGAAGAUAAGGAAGCGCCUUGUUGCUUUUGCAGUGGGCUUGAGUUGUGCUGGUGCAGGCUUGCUCCUUGGCUGGACCAUGGGGUUUCUCUUUCUUGCUUUCUAGUUCUAGCCGCGCAAAAAGCUUGUCAGCAGAGGACAAUCUGGUUUGGUUUGAUGGUAUUGGCCGUUGAUCGAAUUCGUGCCUGGCAUGGAAAUUCCACAAAGGAUUGCCAGAGCUUGUUGUGUAGUUAUCUAUGUACUUGUUAGUUUUGUUCAUUCUAUACGUGUAAAACCUUUAACUCGUCCUGGAAGAUUCUGUACAAAAGAUCUCAUGAGCUGCAAAGAUGUAUGCUAGCGAAAACACACUGGAAUAAAUGCAUGCCGUAGCAUCAAUUGCUGCUUUUUCUGA